AUGAAGGAGAGUAAGAGACUAGACGAGUAUGCGGGAAAGAUAAGCGGGAUUGAAGCGAAGUUCAAGAACUUAGGAUCUACUCUUGAAGACGCAACUAUGGUAAGAAAGUUGUUAAAUUUCGUUCCUAAGAAAUAUAUGGAGAUCGUGGCGUCUAUUGAGCAGUACUCGGAUAUCGAUAUAAUGCCGUUUGAAGAGGCGGUCGGGCGAUUGAAGACGUACAAAGAAAGGCUUAAAUCCCAUGAUGACGAAGAAAAUGAUCAAGGCCAAUUAUUGCUUACAAAGGAAGAUUGGGAGGAAAGAACUAGACGGGGUGAUUUUGAUCAACCCGGACAAGGACGUGGUCGUGGUCGUGGUCAAGGUAGAGGUCGCGGUUAUGGUAGAGGUCGAGGUGGUCGGUUCCAAAGCAAUGAAGACCGAAAGGAUCAAGAUCACUUGUGUUAUUUCUUGAGUGUUAUAGUUCAGUUUAAUCCAACACAGCAAGGUAAAAUUAGCCACAACAACAGCGACAGCAACAACAACAAGGAAACAACCGUGGCUGCUACCAGUGCGGAGCAAUGGGGCACAUGA
This is a messenger RNA of Helianthus annuus (common sunflower), 567 nucleotides long. RefSeq lists its product as uncharacterized. The record is from RefSeq and is a predicted model, not a curated record. The coding region runs from base 1 to 567 and encodes 188 amino acids. The transcript is spliced from 2 exons. NCBI's taxonomy places the organism in Eukaryota, Viridiplantae, Streptophyta, Magnoliopsida, Asterales, Asteraceae.